Aureobasidium vineae is the source of this 1188-nucleotide messenger RNA. Lineage: Eukaryota; Fungi; Ascomycota; Dothideomycetes; Dothideales; Saccotheciaceae. The record is from the annotation of a GenBank genome assembly.
AUGAAGUCGCAAAUACAAUGCGCAUUGCUGCUGCUCGUACUAUGCAUGUGCGUAUGCUCAGCAACCCACACAUCCAACUGGGCCGUCCUCGUAUCUACCUCACGUUUCUGGUUUAACUACCGCCAUCUCGCAAACACCCUCUCCCUUUACCGCACCGUCAAACGUCUCGGCAUCCCCGACUCGCAAAUCAUCCUUAUGCUGCCUGACGAUAUGGCCUGCAACCCGCGCAACUCGUUUCCUGGAUCUGUCUUCAAUGACAAGUCCCGCGACUUGGACCUGUACGAUGCCAUGGGAAGUGGUAUUGAAGUCGACUACAGAGGCUAUGAAGUCACAGUGGAGAACUUCAUCCGGCUGUUGACAGAUAGAUGGCCAGAGAGUUGGCCGAGGAGCAAGAGGUUGAUGACGGAUGAUAGGAGUAAUAUCUUGAUCUACAUGACUGGACACGGAGGAAACGAGUUUUUGAAGUUUCAGGAUGCAGAGGAGAUCAGUUCGCACGAUUUGGCCGAUGCCUUUGAGCAGAUGUGGGAGAAGAAGAGAUACAACGAGCUGCUCUUCAUGAUCGACACCUGCCAGGCCAACACCAUGUACGGCCAGUUCUACACUCCCAACAUCAUCGCCACUGGCUCUUCAGCCCUGCACCAAUCCUCAUAUUCUCACCACGCCGAUCAAGAUGUCGGAGUCGCAGUCAUAGACCGCUGGACCUACUACAAUCUCGAGUUUCUGGAAGAGCAGAUCGGCUCCACAAGUAGCAACGUUACUCUUGGUCAACUCUUCGACUCUUACGAUCCCGUCAAAGUGCAUUCUGAUGCUGGUAUCCGCUACGAUCUGUUCUCUGGCGGAGAGCACGAGGCGAGAAACAGAAAAGUGGUUGAUUUCUUUGGCAAUGUGCAAGGUGUCGAGGUUGACGAUACGAAGAGUGGUGAAGAUUCGUUGGCUGAAUGGAAAGCCGAUCUCCUUGCUUUGAAAGCGUUGAUGGACAAGUCAAGAGAUAUGAUGAAGGACUUGAACAACAUCACUGCCGAUGUGGAUUAUGCCGAGGCCACUGUCUCGCCAUCGCAAGCUGAGGAACAUGCUUUUGGCACCGCAAAACUGCUUGACCAAGCAUCUACUUGGAGCAAGCAAGCCAUUGGUGGUGCAGCUCUGCUCGCCCUCGGCGCCCUCUGGACUCUUAGCUCGGUUCUUGAUUGA